UUCCGCGACAUAAAGACUCCUGUCUGGGGCGUAAUUUUUUUAAGGGAAUGGCGCUGCCCCGAGGGUGGGAAAUGGACCCAUUUUCUUGAAGAGCGGCGCGUUCCUGAGGCGCCCGUUUCUGGGCCUCAGCUCGGCUUCCAGAGGAGACGAAAGCAGCAGCUCGUCUCCCCGCCUCUUUCCCCCUCGUUCCUCUCCAAAACUUCUGCCAUUGGCCCCUGUGGAGGUUAAUCUCCCCACCAGUCCACCCCACAAGCCAAAGAGCAGGCAAGCCGUUUCGCUGGGCGAAAGAGCCCCAUUUCCCUGCAGUUCUGAGGGACGAGUUGCUCCCUCGUGCGAGAGAGCCUCCAGGUUUUCCAUUCGCGGGGCUUCCUCCUCCCGCUGAAAGCGUGCGGCUCUCCCUCCGGGCUCGACGAGGAGGCAGCUCGGCGGCUGCGCCGGUUGCGACUGCAGAUUCCUCCACGGGGUGGUCAUUAGACGACGAGAGAAGGAAGGGCUGAGAGCGAGCAGCUCUCCUUGCCGCCCUCCCGCGAGGAGAAAGCGCGCCGGGAAAACUUUGGAACAGCGCGCGCACCUCCCCCCCCCCCAAGCGAACUUGCCGAGAUGAACCAGACGGCCGGAGUCUCCAACAGCGUCCGCUGCCCCAGCGGCAAAGGAGCCAAGGAGCUGGUGGGGAGCAACCCUCCACAAAGGAACUGGAAAGGAAUUGCAAUUGCCUUACUUGUUAUUCUGGUUAUCUGCUCCUUGAUUGUCACUUCAGUUAUCUUGCUGACACCAGUCGAAGAUAAUAGCCAGUCUCAAAAGAAGAAGAUUACAGUGGAAGAUCUGUUCAGCGAAGAUUUCAAAAUUCAUGACCCAGAGGCUAAAUGGAUAAGUGAUACAGAAUUCAUUUAUAGAAACCGGAACGGCUCCGUGAUACUGCACAAUGUUGAAACAAACAACUCAACGGUGUUAAUAGACAACAAAAUAAUUGUGUCCAUAAAAGCUAUUCGAUAUGAAGUUUCACCAGACAAAAAAUACGGACUUUUUGCCUAUGAAAUUGUACCGACGUAUCAGCAUUCGUAUACAGCUUUUUAUGUCCUCCGAAAACUGCCCGAUGGGGAACCUCAAAAUUUGUAUCCUCCCGAAGUUAGCAAUACAAAGCUUCAAUAUGCAGGGUGGGGACCCAAAGGCCAACAGCUGAUAUUUAUCUUUGAGAACAACAUCUACUACUGUGCCCAUGUGGGGAAGCAAGCCAUCCGCGUGGUCUCCACUGGGAAAGACAAGGUUAUUUUCAAUGGACUCAGCGACUGGCUGUAUGAAGAGGAGAUCCUGAAGACCCAUAUUGCACACUGGUGGUCCCCCGAUGGCACGAGAUUAGCCUAUGCAACUAUCAAUGACUCCAGAGUCCCCAUUAUGGAAAUACCUAUGUUCACAGGCAGCCUCUACCCUAAAGUGGAAACCUAUCAUUACCCAAAGGUUGGAACAGAAAAUCCGAGCAUUUCCUUACAUGUCAUUGGUUUGAAUGGGCCCACUCAUGAUUUGGAAAUGACUCCUCCUGAUGAUCCAAGAAUGAGGGAGUACUAUAUAACCAUGGUGAAGUGGGCAACCAGUACCAAAGUUGCAGUAAAUUGGCUGAACAGGGCACAGAAUGUUUCUAUCCUAACUCUCUGUGAUGCAACAACUGGAGUCUGCACAAAGAAACAUGAAGAUGAGAGCGUAGCCUGGCUGCACAGACAGAAUGAAGAGCCCGUCUUCUCCAGAGAUGGCAGGAGGUUCUUCUUUGUCCGAGCCAUCCCUCAGGGAGGGAGAGGCGAGUUUUACCACAUUGCCAUGUCUUCAUCGCAGCCCAACAGCAGCAACGAUAAUUUACAGUCAAUCACAUCGGGUGACUGGGAUGUGACCAGGAUUUUGGGAUAUGAGGAAAGGCACCAUAAAAUCUAUUUCCUCAGCACAGAAGAGUUACCAAGGACACGACAUUUAUACAGUGCCAGCACUAACGGGAACUUCAACAGGCAGUGCCUCUCUUGUGACCUGAUAAACAACUGCACAUACUUCAGUGCAUCCUUCAGCCACAACAUGGCCUAUUUCAUCCUGACUUGCGAAGGUCCAAGAGUUCCAGUGGUAACAGUCCACAAUACUUCAGAUGCACAAAAACUCUUUGACCUAGAGGUAAAUGAAAAGGUGCAGAAGGCAGUAGCAGAAAGACAGAUGCCCAAAGUGGAAUACACAGAAAUCAAGAUUCAUGAUUACAAAUUGCCGAUGCAGAUUUCAAAGCCGGCCGUCUUCACCGAAAACAUGCACUACCCCUUGCUUCUUGUUGUCGACGGGACUCCAGGCACACAGAGCGUGACGGAAAAGUUUGAGGUGAACUGGGAAAGCGUUAUGGUCAGCUCGCAUGGCGCCAUUGUGAUGAAGUUUGAUGGGCGUGGAAGUGGUUUCCAAGGGACCAAGCUGCUCCACGACGUGAAGAGGCGGUUGGGUGUUUUCGAGGAAAAGGACCAGACGGAAGCUGUCUGCACAAUGCUGCAAAACACAUAUAUCGAUAAGUCGAGGGUCGGUGUGUUUGGAAAGGAUUAUGGAGGCUAUUUGAGCUCUUAUAUCCUCCUUUCUGGAGAAGAGAAUAAGGACCCCGUCUUCUCCUGUGGCGCUGCUCUUUCCCCACUGACAGACUUCAGAUUAUAUGCUUCGGCCUUUUCAGAAAGAUACUUGGGAUUACAAGGGAUUGACAAUAAAGCAUAUGAGACUACUAAACUGGCACAUAAAGCGAUGUCCAUGAAAGAUCAGAAGUUUUUGAUCAUUCAUGCAACUGCUGAUGAGAAAAUCCACUUCCAGCACACCGCUGACCUCAUCACACACCUAAUUAGGGCAAAGGCUAAUUACAGCUUGCAGAUAUACCCCGAUGAAGGUCAUUACUUCAACAACCCAGCCCUGGAGCAGCACCUGUACAAGUCUGUGGUCAAUUUCUUCGCAGAGUGUUUCAUACCCCAGGACAAACCCCCCGUAGUUUCAACGAAAGAGGAAGAGGAUGAGGAUUAACCCUUCAGGCUUGUGCUCAUGAGCACAAGGCAGUUUAUAAUAAAUAAUAAUAAUAAUAAUAUGCAACUGAAUCUCUCUGUUUCCCCCCCGGAGAAAGAAGCAUUACAUGAGCAUGUAUUUAACAAAAACUGAAAAGGAGAAGCAGCCCGCCUGCUUGUUGUACUAGAUCAUGACGCUUUCCUGAACGGGAGAACAUUUAAGCAUGAGGAACUCAGCAGAAACUGCUGUUCAAAAUGAGGAAAAGAAAAGAAAGAAUCUUCUCUUCUCUUGCCACAAAGUGACUUCUGGAGUAAGAUGCUCAAAUCAGGAAACUGGACUUAGAAGGAGAUUCCCCCAAGAUGACUAUUAAACAAACCCCUUUGCAUUGGAAGUAUUCAAGCGGUAGGAAUGAAAAACUCACCAUCCGUCUGUGUUAGGGUUCCCUUAGUUAGCGCCUCAUUGUCUCAGAUAAGACUACCAACCAUGGAAUAAAGAUUAUAGCACAAUUAUUUUUCCAAGGUACCAAUUUAUGUGUUGUUUGCCCAUUGUCCUCUGCAUUUCGGGGAAUUGAUCGUUGCUACAGAACUGCUCCUCUGAGCAGAGGUUUCCUUUGUAGCAAGCCCUGCUGUAGUCACACUAACUUUUAAUUAAAGUUCAUGCACUGUAUAGGUCUUUCUGUAUAUAGCAUUUAUCUGCCACUUCCUUUUCCUUUGACCUUGUACUAAUCCUUUAGCUCCGCAAUGUAUUCUGGGUAAGGGGAGAAAUUGCUUAAAUACAGUAGACUACAUGGUGUAGGGUCCCCUUUCUUCCUAAAACAUGCAGGAGCACGUCCUGGAGAUUUCUUUAAUGCACUGAUUACAACUUAGCUUUAUGGGUCUUGUUAACAUGAAACAGGCUUUUAAGUAAUCUGUCCAACAACCUGAAGUCGUAAUGGGGCAGGGGGGGCAAUGAAAUUUGCCUGACAGCUGUCACGCGACAUAGUUUAAAGGCCUACCAAUGCAAGGUCAAUAACUGCAGCUGUCAUGCAAAACAGCAAGCUUCUGGUCCUCAUUGUUGUGGAGAAUGGGCGGAGCAAAUGUGGGGCAUCCCUUUGGGACCUAGAGCAGGGGUCAGCAAGGUUUACCUUGCCUGGGCCAGUUCACUCCAGCAGAGAUCCCUUUGUGGGCUGGAUCGGGCGUGGGCCCACAAUUUUCAGCGUCUGUGCAGAUGCAAUUUUCGGCACCGCGAAAGCAAGCCCCCACACAACGCUGGUUUAGUGCAGUGUGUGGGGACUUGCCGAGUGGGCGGCUUGGUUUGGGGGCGGCUCGGGGGCAAGUUAAACGACCCCCAGUUGCCAACCCCUGACCUAAAAGGUCAGAUCUUGACAAUGUUUAGAGGCUAAGAUUUCCUGCAGCUGCCUGGCUAGAUCAAAGCAUAGGUUGCCUACUCAGUUGUGCGGCAAUUUCUUCUCUCCUAACUCUUCCACAGCUCCAACCUGUGUAAUCGUCCUAAAUCUGCAGAUAUUACCAUCACAAUAACGUAUGCAUUUUAAUCAGUGCUAACAAAAGUGCUUCUUUUUUUCCCUUUAUUCUUUUGUCUUAUCUCUUGUGAUGAUGAAACCUAGGUUUUGAGAUUGCAAGUUUGCAUUUCUGUUUUCCUCAUUGGCUUCUAAACACAACCCUCUUCCUCUCUACAGAUCCCUCCUAUUCCCACGCCCCCAACCCUGCUCACUAGAGUCCUGGGAGAGACAAAAAUAUUUCAAACCAUUUUGAACCCCCUCACACCUUUUCUUCUUCCUUUGUCUGUUUUGGCUAAUGUAAAUUAUUCUGACCAAAUGUACAGCUAGUAUGAAUACUGUAUAGUUCAUUUUGUUGUAUAUAACAGGAAUGUAAGUCUUUGAUUUGUCGAGUCUCCCUCCCUGUGGCCCUGCUGCAAUCCAGUAUUAUUACGUCUUGUGUUCAGCAUGCAUGCAAUAACACUUGUUUGCUUAUUAAGACCCCUUAGAGGUAUUCAUUCGAACUAUAGCAAUUGUGUGAUCCUUUAUUAUUAUUAUUAUUAUUAUUAUUAUUAUUAUUAUUAUUGUUUGGACAGCUUGAAUGUCAAUGCCAAUUUCUACAUUUUUACAUUGUGGCUGUUGGUAAAAUGCCCAUCCCAGACAGCAGUGCGAUGCAGAUCACUUUCGCAGCGUUCCUCGUUUUUCCUCUGUUUCCUUUUAGGUUCAGUCUGUUGGCUGUUGGUAGUAAUUAGAUCAUCAUGGGAGAUAAUUCCAGUGGGGAGUGAGGACAUUUCUCUUUCCUUCCUUCCUUCCUUCCUUCCUUCCUUUCUCUCUCUCAUAAUUUAUCGUUCAUCAGAAUUCACAUGAACAGGGAUUGCAGAAUAAUGCUGCUUCCUCCGGCCAAAUUCCAAAUAGACCACGUGAAUGCUACAGAUGUCCAGGUUUCAAUAAUCUUUUUGUGGCUGGUAUGCCUGAACUGAAUUUGAACAGAGGAGCUCACUGACUGCUCUGUUCGUAACCUUUUGUAGAGGGAAAGCCCAGGUGUGCCAUAGUAGUGUUUGUUCAUCCAUAAAAUAAAGCAUUAUUU
Molecule: messenger RNA, 5555 nt
Organism: Zootoca vivipara (common lizard)
Lineage: Eukaryota; Metazoa; Chordata; Lepidosauria; Squamata; Lacertidae
Gene: DPP6
Product: dipeptidyl peptidase like 6
Biological process (GO): proteolysis; regulation of potassium ion transmembrane transport
Cellular component (GO): plasma membrane; voltage-gated potassium channel complex
Molecular function (GO): serine-type peptidase activity; potassium channel regulator activity
Source: RefSeq, a predicted model, not a curated record